AUUCAUUCCAAGUAGUAACAGUUGAUAUUGCUUUAAGGAUUCAUCAUGAAUCCUCUCAUCUUCCUACUUACAACCAUUUUUCUAAUUCAAUUGCGGAAUGAAGUUGAUGCAAGCGUCACAAGACACUACACUUUUAAUAUUACAUUAAAAAACGUGACGAGAUUGUGUCACACCAAGACCAUAGUGACAGUCAAUGGGAAGUUCCCGGGACCUCGUAUUGUGGCACGGGAAGGCGACCGUUUGCUUGUGAAAGUCAUCAACAACGUUUCCAACAAUAUCACUAUCCAUUGGCAUGGCAUUAGACAACUUCGGACUGGAUGGUCGGAUGGACCGUCGUAUAUAACACAAUGCCCGAUACAAACCGGGCAAAGUUUUGUAUACAAUUUUACUAUAGUUGGGCAAAGAGGAACAUUGUGGUGGCAUGCCCAUGUUUCGUGGUUAAGAGCUACCCUUUAUGGUCCUAUUGUUAUCCUUCCCAAGCUUGGUGUCUCUUAUCCAUUUGCCAAACCCUACAAGGAGGUUCCCAUUAUAUUUGGCGAGUGGUUCAACGCGGAUAUCGAGGCAAUAAUCAACCAAGCUAUGCAAACAGGAGGUGGCCCAAAUGUCUCAGAAGCCUACACAAUCAAUGGGCUUCCAGGCCCAUUGUACAAUUGCUCCAAAAAAGAUACAUAUAAACUAAGAGUGAAGCCCGGGAAGACCUAUCUUCUCCGAAUUAUCAAUGCCGCACUCAAUGACGAACUUUUCUUCGCAAUCGCAAACCACACAUUCACAAUAGUAGAUGUUGACGCUGUUUAUGUCAAACCAUUUAAAUCAGAUACAAUUUUAAUCAGUCCAGGCCAAACCACAAAUGUUCUUCUUAAAACCAAGUCCAAUUACCCGAACGCUAAAUUUUACAUGAUGGCCCAACCCUACGUAACCGGGCUAGGAACUUUCGAUAAUUCGACAGUUGCCGGAGUUAUCGAAUACGAAUCGCCCUCAAAGAAUUUCCCAAAAGGUCUUCCCUUAUUUAAACCAACAUUACCUAAUCUAAAUGACACUUCAUUUGCCACCAACUUUUCAAAUAAACAACUUAGUCUAGCCAACAAUCAAUUCCCAGCAAAUGUCCCUCAGAAAAUAGACAAACAUCUCUUUUUCACAGUGGGCCUUGGAACAAACCCGUGUGAUAAGAAUCAGACUUGUCAAGGGCCCAUUAAUGGAACCAAAUUCUCUGCUUCUAUUAAUAAUAUUUCAUUUAUUCAGCCCACUACAGCUCUUCUUCAAGCCCAUUUCUUUGGAAAAUCUGCUGGGGUCUAUACUUCUGAUUUUCCAUAUAGUCCUCAAAAUUGGUUUAAUUACUCUGGAAACCCUCCUAAUAAUACAAAUGUUGGAAAUGGUACCAAACUUUUGGUGCUCAAUUUUAACACUAGUGUGGAGCUUGUCAUUCAAGAUACAAGUAUUAUUGGUGUUGAAAGUCACCCUCUUCAUCUCCAUGGCUUCAAUUUCUUUGUUGUUGGUAGAGGUUUCGGAAAUUAUAACCCGAGCAAUGAUUCGAAAAACUUCAACCUCGUUGACCCUGUUGAGCGAAAUACAAUUGGAGUGCCAACUGGUGGUUGGGUUGCUAUUCGAUUCUUAGCCGAUAAUCCAGGAGUAUGGUUUAUGCAUUGUCAUUUAGAAGUCCACACUAGUUGGGGUUUGAAGAUGGCUUGGCUAGUCUUGGAUGGGGAUCUCCCUAAUCAAAAGUUAAUUCCUCCUCCGGCUGAUCUGCCCAAAUGUUGAUGCUAAUGCGAGUAGGCUUCUUGAGUGACUUCUUUAUCUAUUUUCGAGUAUUUUCUUAUAUAUUAUCAUUUUCUAAUGUAUUUUUACUCAAUUUUUAUUUUCUUGUUGAGGUUAGACUAUAUGUCUUUUAGUUAUUUUGCAAUUAUUGUUUAUCCUAGAGGAAAUAACAUGAGCAAUUGUUUUUCCUUCUUUCCUCAUAUAUAUUCUAUUCCUUUUCACAUUGAUCAA
Impatiens glandulifera is the source of this 1983-nucleotide messenger RNA. Its product is annotated as laccase-17-like. Gene Ontology annotation, molecular function: copper ion binding; hydroquinone:oxygen oxidoreductase activity. Gene Ontology annotation, cellular component: apoplast. Gene Ontology annotation, biological process: lignin catabolic process. Lineage: Eukaryota; Viridiplantae; Streptophyta; Magnoliopsida; Ericales; Balsaminaceae. The coding region runs from base 46 to 1755 and encodes 569 amino acids. The record is from RefSeq and is a predicted model, not a curated record. The transcript is spliced from 6 exons.